UUCGGGCCUGCCGUCAGCCAUUUUUCUGGAGAGUGGGGAGAGGAGGGGGUCGAAUGAAUGGGUAGAUAUCGCUGACAACUUCAGUUGCUGACCAAUUACAGCAACAUAAGCUGGGAAACAUUUAACAUUCCUGGCAGCACGCAGAUAACAUGGCCGGGGAGCUGGCAACUGGGUACGGCAGUUGUCCUGGGGUUGUAGUCGAAUUGGUUAUCUGAGGCGUGCAGAGAGGAAACUUGCACUCUAUAUAUCAGUGUUGUGUUUGGAUAAGAUGUCGCGCUUAGAAGUGUUUUGGUAACUGAAUCAAUUGGAAAGUGGAGCUGGCUUUUGCUCCGGGGAGCAGGGAACUGUGCGGCGAGCGUCUCGCCGUAAUUGUCGAAGGCACGUCCGGCUGAAACAGCUGACUGAGAAUGCCUCGUAUUGAUCCGCUACUUCUUUUGAAAACAUUGAGUGUUCUGCUUGGUCCUGAUGGUGGCAUCAAAGAGUCAGAAGAUGUGCAGAGGGUUGUCAAUUUGAUGAUAAGAUUUUCCAAGAAGCUUGUGAGCAAGUGCAUAUACAUUCAGAUUCUUCUAGCCACCAAGGAGCACCUCCUAGAUGACUUCUACAAUCAUGGUGGCUGGGAGCUAGUGACGGGCUGGUUCGGUGACGCCUGCGACCGCGAGAACUGGCGCCUGCUUGAGGACAUCAUGCGCCUGUUCAGGGCCAGCCCGGUUACAGUAGAACGCCUCAAGAUGAACCAUUGUCCCAAGCAGGUGAAGCAUCUCAGCAAGGAAGCACAGUGCGAUGUUGUCAAAGACCUGGCCCAAGAAGUGGUUGAAGCCUGGAUGAAAGUCAUCAAAGGGGAACCGGGCACUAAGGACAAGAAAAGGAAGAGUGUGGACUCCGAAGAGGGUGACGACAAUAACUGGAAGAUGGAGAUAAGAAAUGGCAUUUGCGUGAUUAAGAAAGUGGAUAGCGAUUCGACGCCUGCUGUGGAUAAGAAGGGAGGUGCCAGUGCACAGGACCCAGCAGAGGUCGUUAACGACGCUGAAGGGGAGGGGAAUGGCGGGGAGUCCGAGGAGGAAGCGCAAAACGUGAAGGUGGAGGCGGGAGACGAGGGAGGAGAUCAGGGGGCCGAGGGGAAAGGGGAGGAGGAACAGAGUAACGAGAAAGACGAUAAAAAAGAGAGCGUAGUUAAAGACGCAGAGUGCGACGAGCCAUCUGCCGAGAAAAGGGCUGUAGAGACGAGAUCGAAAAAAGAGGACGGAUCGAAAAGUCCGAAGGGGAAGAAGCGUGAACAUUCAUCGUCUCGAUCUGACAGCAAAAGCUCUAAGCGAAAGAGUUUGGAAAGUAGUUCAAGCUCGAAGGACAAGGAGAAGAAGAGUAGCAGUUCUAGACAUUCGAGGGAUUCCAGUCGUCGUCACAGGGACCGGCAUAAGGACCGGGAGGGCGAAAAGAUGCGAGAGCGCGAGAAGGAAAAGGAAAAGGAGAGAAAGCGGCAGAGCGAGAAGGACAAGGAAACGUUAGAAAAAGUGCGCGGGCAGGGUAUUAGUCUGGGGGGAUUGGGUGCAAUACCGAAGAAGAGUGCGACGAGCCAGAGCAAGGAUGGGUCUUCCGGGACCGCUGGGGAAAAGGAUGCACCGCCGGCGGGCGCGCCGGUGAAAAAGCCACUUCUGGGCGUCCGGCCCGGCCCGCUCCCGGACGUCCGGCGACCCACGGUCAAGACGUUCGGCGCCAAGUUCCGCUCGACUGGCCUGGAGGACGCCGUGUCGACGGCGGCGCCGCCCAAGAAGAAGCCGGCGGAGGUGGUGCGGCCGCGGCCGCCGGCGGUGGCGCAGCCGCCAUCCAAGCGGCCGGAGCCGCCUGUCGUCGUCACGCCCCCCGAUAAGCGGUCACGCAUAGAGCAACGGCCGCCGGUCGAGCGGCCCGGUGGCAUCAAAGUGAUCCCACCGAAACCGCUCCACCUUCAGGAGGCGUCCGGCUUCAUGGACGCGCUGAACGCCAGCGCUGAGGUCACCAAGCGGAAAACCACGAAGCGCACGCGCCGCCUGUCGUCGCGCGAGGACUCCAAAGAGUCGAAGAAGGACGAGUCGCCCGCCGUCACGUCACCGGUCGCUGCCAAGCCGCAGUUCAAGUUUUAUCAGGACACACAGGAGGACGAGAAGAAGGAGCCGUCUCCAGAGGGCGACCGGAAGCCAGCGGAGGCCGACGGAUCUCCGGAGACGGCCGACGGCGCAGACACGGCUGAAAAGGGCGCUGACGAGAACCACGAGCCGGAGGAGGAGCGAGCACCGACGCCGACGAUUCCCCUGGAGCGUUCCGCGGAGGCGACAGAGGCCGCGCCGAAGCCGGCUCAGGCGCCAGCGGCGGCGGCGGACGCGAGCGCCGCCGGCGAGCUGAAGGGAGUGCUGGUGUACCACCGGCCGGCCAACCGGCGCCAGCUGAGCGUCCACUGGCGGCCCGACGCCACCCUGGUGGACGUCAGCUACUUCGACCUGGACGAGACGGAGCGCGUGAACGUGAACCGGGCUAAGUUCCUGGAGAUGCAGGCGAUGGAGAAGCUGCGCGAGCGCGAGUACCUGCGCCGCGCGCGCCAGACCCGCGACGACGGCAUGGCCGAGCAGAUGGCCUGGCAGAUGCUGAUCGUGGUGGACAAGCCGCCGCCGCUGGUGAAGGCCGGCGCGCGCAGCCAGGAGCGCGGCAUCCAGGAGGAGCGCGAGCGCGGCUGCCUGCCGGCCUUCUUCAACCCGGCAAUGAUGCCGGACACGCCUAACGAGCCGGAGCUGGAGCAUCACGAGCGCACGCCGUGCAAGCCAGUGCCGCUGGAGGACGACCAGGACGGCGCCACGGUCAAGGACCACUCCGCCGAUGGCUGGCCGGAGCCGCGCCCGGAGCCGCGCGCCGCGCCGCCGCCGGCCGUCUUCCCGGCGCCCGGCGGCCCGGUGCCGCCCAUGAUGCCGCCUGGACUUCUGCAGACCCCGUCCGGCUGGGGACCGGGCGGCCCGAUGCAGCCCGGCAUGGGUGGCAUGAUGGACAUGAACCCGGGCAUGAUGCCACCCGACAUGAUGGGCCCGAUGGGCAUGCACGGCCCGGGCCCGGGACCGCCGGGCUUCGUGCCGCAGCCAAUGGGCCCGCCGGGCGGCUGGGGCCCCAUGGGCCCGCCCAUGGGGCCCGGCGGCAUGAUGGGCGGCCCGGGCCCCGGUGGCAUGGGCAUGAUGGGCGGGCCCGGGCCCGGGCCCGGGCCUGGGCCGCGCUUCGACCGGUUCCGCGGCCGCGGCGGCUGUGAGAAGCGGGGUGCGCAGCACUGA
Molecule: messenger RNA, 3284 nt
Organism: Pollicipes pollicipes
Lineage: Eukaryota; Metazoa; Arthropoda; Thecostraca; Pollicipedomorpha; Pollicipedidae
Product: nucleolar protein dao-5
Exons: 12
Coding region: 408-3284 (958 amino acids)
Cellular component (GO): PTW/PP1 phosphatase complex; chromatin
Molecular function (GO): protein phosphatase 1 binding
Source: RefSeq, a predicted model, not a curated record